UGUAAAUAAAACCUUCAGCUCGUCCAUCGUCGUCGUCAUAAAAAAACGCGAGCUAAAAUUUUUUUUACCAAUUUCGUCUCUGGUGUUUCUAGUGUCUUUUCUGUUUCUGUAUGACUUAAUUCUGAUUAAAGUCUACCUCACAAUUCUCACGUACUAUCUGUGUAAAUAUUGGAUUUAUCAUACUGCUGGUGCUGCUGGAAUUUGUGAGUGCAAUCAACACCUCCGCACAAUGUUUUGACUCGAGAGCAGAGAUCUUCCGCUGGCUGGCUUCCACGACGACGGCGUCCGAGCCACAUCAAGAGAUUGUGCUGCAAGGCAAUAUAAUUCGGUCCUCGGGCGUUAUCAUUAUCAGCAACAACAACAACAGCAAGACUCUCUGUUAUCAGAUCGCAGUCGUGUAGUUUAGUUUUUUUUUUUGGUACGGUUGAGCCACAGCUAAACAGGAAUCCUGGGUGCGCUAGCCAGUCUCAUCAUGGACGCGGCCACCGAGGGAGACGAAAUUCUGUUCCAGAAACAUGCCAAAUACUUUGUGCGGUUUCUGAACAUUCUGCCGGCACGAUUGGCCUCCCAUGACUCAACCCGAGUGACGAUUGCAUUUUUCGCCGUAAGUGGACUGGAUGUGUUGGAUUCACUGCACCUGCUUUCGGAUCCUUUCAAGAAGGACAUCAUCAACUGGAUUUACAAUCUACAAGUAAUACCGAAACCCGGGGGAAGACCAUGCGGAGGAAUUCAGGGAUCCAGCACAUUAAACAUCCUAAAUCCUCCAGACUGCUGUGGAUUGGAUGCAUAUCGCUGGGGUCAUUUGGCCAUUACCUACACAGGAAUUGCAGUUCUGGUGGCGCUAGGGGAUGACCUGUCACGGUUGGACCGGAAAGCGAUAAUCGACGGAGUAGCGGCGGUUCAGCGGGAGGAUGGCAGCUUCAGUGCGACCAUCGACGGGAGUGAGCACGACAUGCGGUUUGUGUACUGUGCGGCUGCCAUCUGUGCCAUGCUCAAUGAUUGGGGCAAGGUGAACAAGAGAAAAAUGGCGGAAUACAUCCAGAAGAGCAUCCGAUACGAUUUCGGCAUAAGCCAGCACUACGAGAUGGAAUCGCAUGGCGGGACCACCUUCUGUGCGAUAGCAGCCCUAGAGCUGAGUGGCCAACUCGACAUUCUGACGCCGAAAGUGAAGGAGAAAAUCGUCCGCUGGUUGAUGUUCCGGCAGCAGGAUGGUUUCCAGGGACGACCCAACAAACCGGUGGACACGUGCUACUCGUUCUGGAUCGGCGCGACGCUGAAGAUUCUGGAUGCGUUUGAGUUAACAAGCUACAAGGAUAACCGGGACUAUGUGCUUUCGACGCAGGACAAGGCCGUCGGGGGAUUUUCCAAGUGGCCCGGGUCCCACACGGAUCCGUUCCACACGUAUUUCGGCAUCUGCGGGUUAAGCUUCCUGCAGGAACCGGGACUGCUGGAGGUGGUGCCAAGCUUAAACAUAUCGCAGCGCGCCUUUCAAAGACUGAAACAACUGCACUCGGUUUGGGAGGCGGAAGCCGAAUUCAAGCGAAAGUGCGACGUGAGAGUUAACAUAGAGUAGAUGCAAAUGCUGGAACUGGUUUCCUAAUAUCUCGCACACAAACCAACAUACGCUAGCCGCCGGAAGUAAGAUGUGUUACCAGAUGAUGGGUUUCCGUUUAGUUUUGUAUUUAAUUUUGCAUACUUGAUUUUUUUGUGCAGAACAAAACGAGUCACGGCCAGGUUCGCCGUGUGGAAUCAAAUUAGCCUAGUAGGUAAGCUUAAGAUGGUCGUAUAUUAGAAUUGUAAACUAAGCUACCGUGGAAAGUAAAAAUAUAUUGAAAUGUGUAGGAGCAAAA
Molecule: messenger RNA, 1850 nt
Organism: Aedes albopictus (Asian tiger mosquito)
Lineage: Eukaryota; Metazoa; Arthropoda; Insecta; Diptera; Culicidae
Gene: betaggt-I
Product: geranylgeranyl transferase type-1 subunit beta
Exons: 4
Coding region: 473-1573 (366 amino acids)
Biological process (GO): protein geranylgeranylation
Cellular component (GO): CAAX-protein geranylgeranyltransferase complex
Molecular function (GO): CAAX-protein geranylgeranyltransferase activity
Source: RefSeq, a predicted model, not a curated record